Messenger RNA from Macroventuria anomochaeta, 1850 nucleotides. Its product is annotated as MFS transporter-like protein. Gene Ontology annotation, cellular component: membrane. The transcript has 5 exons. Gene Ontology annotation, molecular function: transmembrane transporter activity. Gene Ontology annotation, biological process: transmembrane transport. Bases 325 to 1785 code for a protein of 486 amino acids. The record is from RefSeq and is a predicted model, not a curated record. Lineage: Eukaryota; Fungi; Ascomycota; Dothideomycetes; Pleosporales; Didymellaceae.
CAUUUCCCUGAUGCAGUCAAGUUCAACACUGAGCUCAUCUGUGCACCGAGUGUGCCGGCGACUUUAGCGCAACAUUGCAUGCGAGAUUCGUCUUUCCUUCCUUCCCCACUGACGCGAAGGAAGAUCAUCAUGACCAUCCUGCAUACUGCUAGCACGCCCGCAGAUGCCACCAAACCCCACGGGGUCGCAAUACCCCGCAUGUGAAACCCCACAAACCACCGUGAAUAAUAAGCUUGGCAAGGCUGGUAUAAAGACAGAUCAGAUGUCGAGACCUCCAUAGAACCCAGCGCCUUGAGCACUAUCUUUCUCUUCCUUCAAGCCAUCAUGACCGAUCAGACCAAGACCAAGACCAAGACCAAGAACUCUAGUGAGCACAUCGACACGAUCAGUGUCAAUGACCAGCCUAUCAAGCCACAGUAUGAAGAGCUUGACAAGUUCGGAGCAUCUCUGGUGAAGAGCCCUGCUGAGGUUGCUCUCGUGAAGAAGCUUGAUCGCUGGAUGAUGCCCAUUCUUUGGCUCAUGUACUUCCUUAACUUCCUCGACCGCAAUGCCAUUGUCAACGGCAAGAUCGAUAACAUGGAUAAGGACCUCAAACUCACAGGCGUUCAAUACAAUACUUGUGUCUCUAUCUUCUUCGUUGGAUACUUGGUCGGCCAGGUUCCCUCCAACAUGCUGCUCAACCGAAUCAGGCCCUCAUGGUACAUGUCCGGCUGGAUGAUGGCCUGGGCUAUCGUGUCUACGCUUAUGGCAGUCGUGAAGGACUACAAGGGCAUGCUUGCGUGUCGAUUCAUCCUUGGUAUCACCGAAGCGCCGUUCUAUCCUGGAGGAGUCUACUUGAUCUCCAUGUUCUACACCCGAAAAGAGAGUGCCACCAGGAUGUCGGUCUUCUACACUGGCAACCUGCUUGCUAGUGCAUUCUCUGGCUUGAUCGCAGCGCCCGUUUUCUCCGGUAUGGAAGGCAAACACGGCCUUGAAGGAUGGAGGUGGCUUUUCAUCAUCCAAGGUGCGAUCACUGUUGGCGUUGCUGUCCUCGCCUUUUUCAUGCUCCCCAACGCACCCCUCCAAACACGAUGGCUCACACAAGAGGAGCGCGAACUGGCCCACAGCAGGAUUGCCUUCGACACUACCGAAAAGAAGGAUAAGGUGAGCGUUUGGAAAGGUCUUCGUGAAGCUUGCACCGACUACCGCAUGUGGGUGUUCGCACUUAUGCAGAACCUCCACUUGUCCGCCAACGGCUUCAAGAACUUCCUGCCUACUGUUGUCCAGACUCUUGGUUUCAACCGUACGAUCACUCUCGUGCUUACGUGCCCGCCAUACUUGCUGUCUGCCUUUGUCUCUGUCGCUGUCUCAUGGUCAUCCGGACGAUUCAAUGAGCGCACCUGGCACAUCACUCUCUCAAAGACUGUUGCGAUCGUCGGCUUCAUGAUCGGAACACUCACGUUGAACAUUGGCGCUCGAUACUUCGCCAUGGUGCUCUUUGUCGGUGCCACUUAUGGAGUCAACAACAUCAACCUGUCCUGGACCGCUUCUGUACUCGGACAGACCGAUGAGAAGAAGGCUGUUGCCAUUGCUAUCGCGAACACAUUGGGAAAUCUGUCUUUCGUAUACACGCCAUAUCUCUGGCCAGAUAGCAGCAAACCCCGCUUCUCGAUGGCUAUGUGGGCCAGUGUUGGCUUCUCUGCCGGUGUCAUUGCCUGCGCUUGGGCACUGAGGUUCAUCUUGAUGAGGGACAACAGGAAGAUCCGUGCUCAGAACAACGAGGCUAUCAACUUCUACGUCUACUAAGGAUGAUUUCGAUCGAGGGAGGAGGUCUGCUGAAACUUAUUAUGGACUACUGUCUGCGAGCAAAC